Molecule: messenger RNA, 712 nt
Organism: Manacus vitellinus (golden-collared manakin)
Lineage: Eukaryota; Metazoa; Chordata; Aves; Passeriformes; Pipridae
Product: far upstream element-binding protein 1
Exons: 6
Biological process (GO): regulation of gene expression
Cellular component (GO): cytoplasm; nucleus
Molecular function (GO): mRNA binding
Source: RefSeq, a predicted model, not a curated record
AGAUCAGCAAAAAGAUUACUUGAUCAGAUAGUUGAAAAGGGAAGACCUGCACCUGGCUUUCAUCAUGGUGAUGGACCUGGAAAUGCAGUCCAAGAAAUUAUGAUUCCAGCAAGUAAAGCAGGAUUAGUUAUUGGGAAAGGUGGAGAGACAAUUAAACAGUUACAGGAGCGGGCAGGUGUCAAAAUGGUCAUGAUUCAAGAUGGGCCACAGAACACUGGUGCAGACAAGCCCCUUAGGAUAACUGGAGACCCUUACAAAGUUCAACAAGCCAAGGAAAUGGUGCUGGAGUUAAUCCGUGAUCAAGGUGGCUUUAGAGAGGUGCGCAACGAAUAUGGGUCAAGAAUAGGAGGAAAUGAAGGGAUAGACGUUCCAAUACCACGAUUUGCUGUAGGUAUUGUAAUUGGAAGAAAUGGGGAGAUGAUAAAAAAGAUCCAGAAUGAUGCUGGUGUUAGGAUCCAGUUUAAGCCAGAUGAUGGAACAACUCCAGAUAGAAUAGCCCAGAUCACAGGGCCUCCUGACAGAUGUCAGCAUGCUGCAGAAAUUAUUACAGAUCUCCUUCGCAGUGUUCAGGCUGGUAACCCUGGUGGCCCAGGACCUGGUGGUCGAGGAAGGGGUAGAGGCCAAGGCAACUGGAACAUGGGGCCUCCUGGUGGAUUACAGGAAUUCAAUUUUAUUGUCCCUACUGGCAAAACUGGAUUAAUCAUUGGCAAAG